AUGGUGCUCCACGUGGACAACGGGCCGAACGUGGCCGCGGCCGUCAUCACCAUGGUGAGAUGCAUCGCCUGCGCCUUCACUGGUAUUGGCGCCACCAAUGCAACUCUGGCACUGCCGGAGAACGCAGGGUAUCAGGAAAAGGGGUUGUUUUGGUUCUUCAUAUUCGAGGUGUUUUACUGUGUCAACAUCAUUCCUGUCAAGAUGUCCAUCAGUCUGGCACUCAUUCGAAUUGCCGAGAACCGAAAAGUCUAUGUUCAAAUACAGUACGCCGUGAUAGCGCUCUUCACUACCAUGAACCUCAUUGCGGGCUUUUACAUUAUCUUUCACUGCAACCCGGUCAGCGCCGCUUGGGACCCAUCUGCCCUCGAGAAUGGAGGAAAGUGUAACCCUUCGCAUUACCUGGCCGAUAUCUACUAUGCCACAACUGCCGUCAAUAUUUUUACGGACUGGGUCACCGCUUUCAUGCCCAUUCCUCUGCUCUGGAACGUCCAGCUGAACCGAAACACCAAGGUUUCGGUUGUCUGCUUGCUUGGACUGGGAUUCUUCGCGUCUAUAUCCGCCUGUGUUCGUCUCAAAUACACCGUCAACCUCACAGCUCAGGAGAACUACCUCUAUGCUCUGGCAGACAUUGUGAUUUGGGGGUACGGAGAAAACGGCCUCGGACUCAUUGUAGGCUGCGUGAUGACGCUGCGCCCACUCUUGCGCAACAUCCUGAAGCUGGGCGGCGACACGUCCAACAAACAGAGCCACGGCACCAGCAAUGCCCGCUACGGCUUCGGCUCCAGCAUGCGCCGGCGCACCUACCAGGAGUGCGACAGCGAGCAUGGUGAGAGCAGGCACCAUGUCUCGUCGUCGAACGGGUACGGCAACACCAUGACUCUGACCGAGAUCCUCGGGGGGAAGCGCAAGGAAGAAGACGUGUCUAGCUUCGAGACGGAGAGUCAGAGAAAGAUAGUGACUGGGGACGAGGAGGCGGGUGGCGGCAUCGUGGUGACGAGGCACGUCAAGCUGGCGCACAAUACGGGGGUACAUUAAUGCGCAGGGAGUACGGUAGACUUAAUCACAGAAGGGAUUGUAGGCAGUUUACGGGUUGAUGUACAUAUGGAUAACGGUUUCACCGGAUGUUACUUUUUCUUUUAC
Messenger RNA from Parathielavia appendiculata, 1140 nucleotides. RefSeq lists its product as uncharacterized. The record is from RefSeq and is a predicted model, not a curated record. NCBI's taxonomy places the organism in Eukaryota, Fungi, Ascomycota, Sordariomycetes, Sordariales, Chaetomiaceae. The coding region runs from base 1 to 1035 and encodes 344 amino acids. The transcript has 8 exons.